GGGCCCGCCCCUUCCGCUGUCAGUGACGCGGGCGGGCCCCGGUGCGUGCCCCGGUGCGUGCCCCGGGUCCGUCCCGGCCCCCUCCCGGCCCCGCCAUGCGCAAGUUCUUCCAGGAGAUCAAGGCCGACCUCAAGUUCAAGACCGCGGGGCCCGGGCAGAAGCUGUCGGAGCCGUCCCGCGCCCCCAGGGAGAGCCCGAAGGCGGCGGCGGCGGCUCCGAAGCCCCGGCAGGGCCCGACGGAUGAGGCGCAGAUGGCGGCGGCGGCGGCGCUGGCUCGGAUGGAGGGGAAGCCCAAGGCCAAGCUGGCCUCGUCGCAGGAGGCCAUCAGGAGCCAGGUGAGGAAGGAGCUGAUGGCUGAGGCGGCUGCCGCUGAGAGAGGGCUCGGUGCAGAGGAAGAGGACACUGCCCCCGCCGCUGAGGAAGGGGCGGCUGCGCUCUCCGUUUCGGGGGUCUACUUCAUCUGCCCCUUGACCGGGGCGGUUGUCAGGAAGGACAGGAAGGAGCAGCACCUCAGGGAAGCCAUCCAGUCAUAUUUCUCCGUAGACCCAGUGGCUGCCUCCAUCAUGGAGAUUCACACCUUCAAUAAGGACCGGGAGAGAGUGCGAGUGGGGCUGGAGACCGUGGCCAAGUACCUGGAUAAUAUCUAUCUCCAUCCAGAGGAGGAGAAGUACCGGAAAAUCAAACUGCAGAACAAAGUGUUUCAGGAAAGGAUAAGCUGCUUGGAAGGGAUACACAGAUUUUUCCAGGCUAUCGGGUUUGAGACAAAAACACUGCCCAUUCCAGGACAAGAGACCACGGAGGAGUUCUACGUCCUGAAGGAGGACGUGCUGAGCAGGCUGGAAGACCUCAAGCACUACAAGGAGCAGCUGCUGAGCUCGGAGCCCGUGCGAGCCCGGCUGGACCGGCAGCUCUGUGUGUUCAAACCAUCCCCUGAGGCCGCUCGGUUUGAGCUGCCCCCCGACUUCUACAACCUCACUGCCGAGGAGCUCAAACGAGAGCAGCGGCUCCGGACAGAAGCGGUGGAGAAGGCUUCAAUGCUGAGGACAAGAGCCAUGCGAGAGAAGGAAGAGCAAAGGGAGAUGCGGAAGUACAACUACACCCUGGUCCGAGUCCGCUUUCCCGAUGGAUAUCUCCUCCAAGGGACUUUUAAUGCACGAGAAUCAGUCUCCGCGCUCUACGCCUUUGUGAGAGAAGCGCUCAGAGAUGACUGGCUGCCCUUUGAGCUCCUGGGACCUGGAGGUCUCAAACUCACAGAUGAGAACUUGGCCUUCAAUGAAUGCGGGCUGGUACCCUCAGCCCUGCUGACGCUGGCCUGGGACGCAGCGCUCAUGGCAGACAUCCAGGCGGCGGGAGAGGAGCAGCCACGAAGCCCCCUGAAACCAGAGAUUCUCGCCAGAGUCCAGAUACUGUCGUGAAAUAAAGGGCAGCGGAGCCAGUGCUGGAGCUUUGAGCCUCUUCCCUCCCUUUCCCGUGCGGACUGUUGGGGCUUGCAGCUCCCCUGACCUCAGCAAUGACGGGGGGUUCAGCUCUGCGGAGCAGGAGGCUUGCUUCGGCCGUGUCACACCAGCCUCCUGGGCACCUCCAGGUGGUUCCAAGCCCGAGAUGAAGCACCACUCUCCUCCCUUGGAGGGGGGGACUCAGUGCUAGCACUAGGCUGGAUUCCCACUUGAGCCUGGAUCUAGGGCUGGGCUUAGAACCCAGCUUUUCCUUUUGCUUCUGUGUGCACUGGAACCCCUAUUGCAGAGAGUAUAUUUAUCUAAAGUGAUGGGAAUGGUUAAAGACUCUGUUCUGUUCAGAGCUGUUUGAACUGCUCUGUAGGGUUGACAUGCAGACGAGCUCCCGUGAGCGCCGGGGCUGGCACUGGGGGUACUGGUGUCACUGUGGCAUCACCCACCUCUUCACUCCAUGCACCCCCAGGCAGACCAAGGCACUGACAGCACCUCCUUCUGCUGCCCACCGCUGAGAGCUGCAGCCUCAAACUGCAGCCGGGAGUUUAGGGAAGUAAUCCAUCAACUCACAGGCCAGGGAAGGUUAAUAUUCCCAGCAAGUUCGUUACCUACAGGAGCAAGGUUGAUGCUAGUUCAGUCUUUUAUAGGGCAGUGGUGGUGGCUUUGCUAUAGGGCAGAGCCCAGCCUGCACUUACACAGCUCCUGCUGCAGCAGUGGGUACAAGAGCCCAACAAUCAGCCCUGACAAGCAAUUAACACCAGCCUAAAGCUAGGGGAAACAAGGUGUGGUUUCUUCUCUUUCCCCAAGGUAAAGCCCUGCUGCUGUGCUCGGGAGCAAGGAAGACCACAAACAGGAGGACAGAGAGAGCAUAAAUUCAAAUAUAAUUGUACAUCAUUUAUACCCAAGGCCAUGCUAUACAACAUUAUGAACAGUCAUUCCCCCAGUGGUAUCACAAUAAGCUUAUUCCAGAAGCCCUCUGCUAGUCUUAGAGAUAAUUUAGAUACCUUCCAUUACAAAGAAGUAUCAAAAGAUCAAUAAUGCUUUAUUAAGGACAGAUUAAGAUGCAGGAUUUUCUUCUUUUAAGCUAAAAACUAGGACUAAAAACGUAAGCUUCCAUCGGGGCUGAAGCAGAACAAAGUGCUGUCUUCUCUUUACAAGAAAUCUGGAAUACUUUCAAGUAUCUCCUUCAAAGAUACGCUGGGCUUAAGUUUUUCUAACUCAUUCUACGUACAUCCAGAGAAGUUAGUAGGUGGUUAAGGCUCAAACUGAAUUAGAUGGGCCGAGCAUGCUGGUGUCCUGGGGAGCAGCUCCUGCACCACUCGAGUCCAAAGCUGCCACUGUAGAAUCUGCAAAGGAGAAAAGGGGUUGGUUUGGGUUGGGUGGUUGGGGGGUUUUAAGUAUCCUCAUGAAUGGAGUAGGACGGGACUGCUCUCUGCUUUCUGUGUCUCCCCUUGGUGCGAGUCUCCUUUCCAAUGCUAUUUAAAACCUGGGUUUCAGAUUGGGUUAACAUCAAUCCAGAAUAAAAAUCACUUCAACCAUCAAAAAAGAUCUGCCUCAUCUUUGCAGUGCUUUAGACUCAGGCCGAGGCAAACAAAGACAGUUGCAUGUGUGUCAACAGAGCCUGAGGAAGGGAAGCUGCUGAACAGCAGCCCCAUCCUCAGGACAAGGCUUUCAUCUCCCUCCACUCUUGUAAUAAGCAAAAAGCAGCUUAAGAUUAAAUGGAAAGCUUCUUGUCAAA
Molecule: messenger RNA, 3186 nt
Organism: Strigops habroptila (Kakapo)
Lineage: Eukaryota; Metazoa; Chordata; Aves; Psittaciformes; Psittacidae
Gene: UBXN6
Product: UBX domain protein 6
Exons: 11
Coding region: 96-1415 (439 amino acids)
Cellular component (GO): cytoplasm
Molecular function (GO): protein binding
Source: RefSeq, a predicted model, not a curated record